AUGUCACAGAUCCAAUUCGUGAAAAAUAAAGCUGACUUUGAUCAGUACCUCCUGAAGAACAAGUACCUUGUUGCUCAAUUCACUGCUUCAUGGUGUGGACCGUGCCAGGCUAUCAAGCCUUUGGUGGAUGAUCUCUAUGCCUCAGAGAAGUACCAGAAGUUGGAAGUUGUCAGGGUCGACUUGGACUCGUGUCAGGAUGUUGCAUCGCAAUACAAGAUCACCAGCGUACCUACAUUUGUUUUCUUCGAGAGCGGGAAGGAAGUCAAUCGCUUACAAGGUGCUUCGCAAAAGAUGGUUCAGAACUUCGAUCAGCUUAAUGAAAAGGCCCUCGCUGACCCUAAUGCUGCUGGACGCAGCUCAGGGGCUGCUACUUCAGCUUCAUCUCUGGCUUCUAAAGAAUUCUCGUCGCUCAUUCCUAAAGGAUAUCAGGUUCUCAAUGAUGUGAUUCACUUUGGUGAGUUGGUAUCCUUGAAUGCGUUGCCAUUGAAGAAGGGCGAGGAGUCCAAACCAUCUACAUUGUUUAAAGUUGGAGAGAAGAAUACUGCUGUUUUGUCAGAUGCUGAUUCGCAAGCCUUGUUCUUUGUGCCAUUGAACAACAUUUCUAAAGUGUACUCGGUGCUACUCAAGAUCUCUGAUCUCAGCAGCUACAAGGGAGAUCUUGAAUUAGAUGAAGAGGAAUUGAGUGACGAGACUCAACCUCCACAAACGCUCAAACUCUGGGUCAACAAACCUGGCAUUAUGUCGUUUGACGAUGCUGCAGCCGAUAAGAAUGCUCCUCACGUCGAGACUCUUGAUCUUACCAAGGUGAGCGACGGUUGGUACGAGGCCAAAUUGCGUUUCGUGCGUUUCCAAAGCGUUCAGAACAUUACGGUGUUUAUUGAUGGUGACGAUGAAGACAAGCACACUGUCGUAGACAAGGUUAUCUUUAUUGGUGUCAGUGGAGACUCGAGAGAGCAGGGCUCAGUACAGCAGCUCGAGGAGGAAUAA
Molecule: messenger RNA, 987 nt
Organism: Candidozyma haemuli
Lineage: Eukaryota; Fungi; Ascomycota; Pichiomycetes; Serinales; Metschnikowiaceae
Exons: 1
Coding region: 1-987 (328 amino acids)
Source: RefSeq, a predicted model, not a curated record